AUGGCGAUUCCGAACAGCAGAAAUUUCGCCAAUUGUUACAUGGAACUGUGCAAACAGCAACAUCUGCGACCUCUGCCGGUCAUCUGCGUGACACUUCCCCAUAGUCUAGACUUCACCACCGACCGCGUAAAAAUGGACGAUUGGGGCCCCAUAUUAAAUUCUCUGUCUCUCGAUCGUAGCCUACGAUCGAUCAGCGUUCGCAGCAGGUAUCAAUGUCGCAAACCUUUGGAGGAGAUCAAUUCGGAAGACAAGGCCAGAACGAUGGGCAAGGCACCUGUCGUCUUGUCUCGAUAUCUUCUGGAGUGGCUGUCCCAUAGCGUAGCUCAAUGCGUCAGAAAUUCCCCGGUUCUCACCAAUUUGGAGCUGGAAGGAAUUCCAUUUCCGCCAGAUUGUUUGGCUGUUCUGUGCGUGGGUCUGUCCCACACGCACACCCUUCAUUAUUUGUCUCUUCAGCGUUGUUACAUCGGUGAUAGUUCUUGCGAGGUAUUGUGUCGUACGGUGGCCGAUGUUCCGAGUGUCAGAUCGUUGAAUCUCAGUUACUGCGACUUGACGUGCAAGUGCGGCCCGGCUCUAGCGGCCGCCUUGUGCAGACAGAAGCUGUUGCUCUAUCACGACACUUGGAAACAGUCGCUCAGAUAUCAAGAACCGAAUCUCGAGGCUAUGCCCGGAUUACGUCGUUUGACGUUGAACGAUAAUCCUCAACUCGGCGACGCGGCCAUAAUGGAGCUGAUCGAAGCGGUGAGGGAUAGUCUUUGGUUGAAGGCGUUGGAUCUGCAACGGUGUGGAUUGACCGACAAGAUCGGCAAGGAUCUUCUCGAGCUGCUGGACCACAACACCACUCUGAGUAUACUGGACGUGAGGCAGAACGUGAAUCUGAACGAGGCGUUGGUGAACGAGGUGAUCAAGAGGCUGGAGGAGAACAACGGCGACUCGAAGACCGAGUAUAGGUGGUUGGGUUUGCCACAGCACGAUCGAAGAGUGGUGUCGGCAGGAAGUGGGAACAGGAACGAGAACGAGGAUCACAGGAAACCUCCGAUCAGGCCGCGCAGCACCGAGUACAACAAGGGGCCGUAUCAGACUGCAGCUAGGAGAAUGUUUAAUCAAAGUAACGCGAGGAAAACGAAGAUGAGACCUCACGUUCCUCCGUACAAGACUACUAGACAACAACAGGAGCAACAGCACAUGGUUCAAAACGGUCAGCCCAAGUCGAAAAUCUCGCUUCAUCUGGAUCUACAGUCUCACAUACAGCCUGUGAUGGGGGAGGGUCAAAAUAACGUUCCAUCCUACGUGGACAGUAUUCAGGCCGACACGGACAGGUCCUCGUCGAAGAAUCUGGAGAUCAUAAAAAUCGACGUUGGCGUGCAAGUGGAAGACGAACAAAUGGAGAAUUCCACUAAGAUUCAGAAGAUCCAGUACCAAUUGAACGAGGCGAAGGCUGAACACGAUCGGCUGAUCGAAGAGGCUAGACGUAGCGGUAUAAUGUUAGCGGACGAGCGAGGAAGACGCGAGGCCGCCGAGGAGCAGUUGAACGCGAUGAAAAGCAACCUGACAGAGCUGGAGAACGCUCUGGAAGAGAAGGAGCGGGAAACGAGCGGAUAUCUAUUGCUCAGUCAGCAGUCUUUGGAGGAGAUUUGCAGUUCCUUUGAUAGAUUGCUGAACAUGUUGGACAACAUGACGAAAAAUCCGAAUGCUAAUAGAAGGGAGAGUACCGAGGCUGCCAUUGUGAGGGCGGACAUAAAGAGACGGGUCGCCUCUGUGAUCAGGGAGACGAAAUCGGAGAACCUGAGGCGAGGAUUCAUCAUCGACGACGACGACUCGAUCCGGUACACGGAGCCUAUCAAGAAGUUUGCCAAGUCGGAGAGCGACAUGAGAUCCGCUUUGCCACCGAUUUCCACGUUGCAUCUGGAGAGGAAUAUAGGGGACAGUCCGGAUAUCGGUUCGCCCACUUUGCAAAGGGUUUUGCUUCACGAGAAGGACUCGUUAUCUCCCAGAGCUAGGGCCAGGGCGCUGUUCGCUCAAAUAAUUCAAGGGAACGCUGUGCUUGACUUUUGCACUCAUAUCGAUUAG
This is a messenger RNA of Apis laboriosa (Himalayan honeybee), 2067 nucleotides long. Its product is annotated as centrosomal protein of 78 kDa-like. The coding region runs from base 1 to 2067 and encodes 688 amino acids. The record is from RefSeq and is a predicted model, not a curated record. Gene Ontology annotation, cellular component: centrosome. Lineage: Eukaryota; Metazoa; Arthropoda; Insecta; Hymenoptera; Apidae. Gene Ontology annotation, molecular function: protein binding. The transcript has a single exon.